CGCGGCAGCCGAGCGAGCGAGCGAGAGAGAGAGAGCAGGAAGAGAGAAGUGCCCGCUCGAGUCAGCCGCGGCGAGCACGCUGCAUCGGCACGCCAGCAAGCCGCCGGUCCGCUCGUCGUCCUCGUCGUCAUCCGGAAUACGACGACGGGAGCGGAAUACCGAUUCCGCGUCGGACGCACGUGCGUCUCUCGGUUCUCUCGGCCGCGUGCAACGUUGUCGGGAAGCCGCGCGUGUACGGAAAAGCGGAGUGAGUUCUGCGUGAGUUCCUCGAGCCGGUAUUGCGAUACAUACAAAUAUUUCGAACGCGCGAGGGCGAAAUUCACGACGCUCUGCUCUCGCGCGGUGCUUUCGGUGCGCCGGAUACGAGGGACGAUGUACGAGCCGCGGCGACGAGCGCAAAAGCGCGUGUGCGCGCGCUCGUUCAUACGCGUGAGUGCGUGAACGUAAUUCAGAGUGAGCGCAAACUCGAUGCAGCGCGAGUGCGCGUGUAGUCGUUGGCGUGCACGCGUCGCGCUCGCGCGCGCGGUUGACAGUACGCGCGUCCGUCGUCCCGAUAUGAAGUAGUCGUUCUCGAAUCUAGCGUCGUGCAGCCGCCGCCGCGACGAUUCUCGAAAGGUUGAUCCGUCGCCCGAUAACCCCAAGCAACCUCUCGCAUCCGCGAUGUGACAGUGACAACACACGAACCGACCGGUGUACAAUGCGUCGUUGUGCGCUCUGUUCUUGGACGACGCUGCGAUAAUAAUUGAGCGAAAACGCGUCGCGAGAGGAGCGCGCCGUGUUUCUCCGGCGAGGAUGGGCGAAUUCGUGAAAUAGCGAGAAAGAAGGAAGAUUUGGAGCGAAGAGAGAAGGGAAUAAAGGAAAGAGAAAAGGAGAGAGAGAGACACACGCACGCGAGCACGCGGCGUUCUACCAGCUGCAGUCGCAGCGUGCGAAGAAAGGAAGAAAGAAGAAGAAAUGUCGUGGACCAGCGUGGCCAGUGUCGCUCAACUGGCGGCCUCGCUAGCCCUGCUCCUGAGACUCCUCGUCGCCACGGCGGAUCCGAUCACGCAGACAACCGACGAGCAAAUCUUCGAGCGGACGACCUACAUUAUGCCGUUUUCCACGGAGAAUGACAGCGAUAUCGGAGCGCCGACAAAGCCGGAGAAUCUCACCUCUCGGGGAAUCACGGGCACCACCAUUGAACUCUUCUGGUCGGAGCCUGAGAACGCCAACGGUGUCAUCGCCGGUUAUCGCGUUUACUACAUGCAUUCCAAUUAUACGGACGUUAAGAUGCACAUACCCGACAAAUCUGCGGACUCCGACGACACGUACAUCGAAUUCGUUCUGAAAGAACUGCAUCCGUACACCGAAUACAAGAUCUGGGUGAAGGCUUACACGCGGAAGAACGAGGGCGAGCCAUCCGAUCAGAUCAUUCGCAGGACCGACAUAACAGGACCGAGCGCACCUCAGAUCUUGAAUUUAACUUGCCAAUCCCACGAAUCUGUCUACGUUCACUGGGCCAGGCCGGCGAACUUCUGGGGCUCGAUCGAUUAUUACUACAUCAAUUAUCGGAGGGACAAUGGGAGAUAUUACGAGGAGAUCGAAAUGACGACCGACAAAAAUCAUCUCGAAAGCGGGGCGAUUAUACCCAACCUGACUGUGAACACCGUUUACGAGAUCAUGGUGCGGGGGGCCACCAGGAGCACAAUAGACAGCCAUCUGAUCAUUCAAGGCGACAGCUCAAUACCGACGAAGGUGUUGGUCACCCGCGACUGCGACAAGAUACCGCCCUUGAUGCGCCGCAGCAGCAAGGAUCUCAGCGCGGGCGUGAUCGCCGGAAUGGUCUGCGCCUGCUUCGCCGUGAUGCUGGCGAUUACGUCCUUCGUGCUGUGGAAACCGAUCUUUAGGAAAUGUUUCCACACUGCCUAUUAUUACCUGGAUUAUCCGCCACGGAACGUUCCUACGCUUCAAGAAUGGGAGAACAGCGAGCAGGACGGCGAGAGGACCGCCGUGGCCGUUCAGCAAUUCGUUCAGCACGUUGCGAGUCUUCACGCCGACGGUGACAUCGGUUUCAGCAAAGAAUACGAGCUAAUACAGUCGGAGACCGGCGAUUAUACCGUGGAGAAUUCCCAGUUCGCUGAGAAUAAGGCCAAGAACAGAUAUCUGAAUAUACUCGCGUACGACCAUACUCGUGUGCAAUUGCUCUCCUGCGGCGGUGGGCCGCCUAAAAAGGGUCAGGAUUACGUUAACGCGAAUUACAUCGAUGGAUGGCAAAGAGCGCGAGCUUACAUCGGUACCCAGGGUCCACUCCCGCCUACGUUCGACGGUUUUUGGCGGAUGGUCUGGGAGCAGCGCGUAUCAAUAGUCGUAAUGAUUACCAAUCUGGUCGAGCGCGGUCGUAGGAAAUGUGAUAUGUAUUGGCCCAAAGAAGGGACCGAAACGUACGGUUACAUUCAAGUAACUUUAGUGAAGGAGGACAUUAUGGCCACGUACACCAUCCGCACUCUCCAAAUUCGACAUUUAAAGCAGAUCAAGAAGAAGAAAAAUGGGACCAAUAUGGGCGAGCGCACUAUAUGGCAAUAUCACUACACCAGUUGGCCUGAUCACGGCGUGCCCGAUCAUCCUUUACCCGUUCUGAGCUUCAUCCGCAAAUCGUCCAACGCUAAUCCGCCCGAGGCUGGACCUAUUGUAGUACAUUGCAGCGCCGGCGUCGGGCGUACCGGAACGUACAUCGUAAUUGACGCCAUGCUGAAGCAAGCUAAAGCAAAGGGCGAGAUCAACGUAUACGGUUUUCUCAAACACAUCCGCACUCAGAGAAACUUUCUGGUUCAGACGGAAGAGCAGUACAUCUUUAUCCACGAUGCUCUGCAGGAGGCGAUCGAGAGCGGCGAGACCAAUAUUGACGCCAAUAACUUAAUAAAGCACAUUCAAGACAUGCUGUGCCCAUCGAAUACCAAGACUGACGCAUGGAACAACAUUGAAGCUCAAUAUAAGUUGGUGACGUCGUGGAAACCCAAGGACUUCAAUCUCGUGUCCGCCACCAAAGCAUGCAACGUCCACAAGAAUCGUAAUAUGGACAUUGUCCCUAUCGAGAACGCGCGCGUGCAUCUAACGCCGAAACCAGGCGUCGACGGAAGCGACUACAUAAACGCGACAUGGGUUUCAGGCUUUCAACGCAACCGCGAGUUUAUCAUAACGCAGCAUCCGAUGGAGAGCACCAUAAUGGAAUUCUGGCAAAUGAUGUGGGACCACAAUGCGCAGACUAUCGUCAUGUUAACUCAGUGCGACGAGGAAUACCCGGAAUUUUGGCCCAUCGAAGGAAAGGAUCUCGAGUCCGAGACAUUCCGAGUGCGACUCUGCGGAACGAAGGAAACUGUGAAUGGGACAAUCUUGCUGGAAGUCGCGGUUCGGUCGUUGCAAGAUGAUUACGAGCUCAGCGCCAGGAUCGUUCAAGCGCCGUCAAAUCAGAACGGUCUGUGGCCGCACAACAACAAUCCGAAGACUUUCGUCAGCAUCAUUCAAGAUUUUCAUCGGGACUAUCAGAAUGGCCCUAUCGUCGUAAUGGAUAGGUAUGGCGGAGUCGAGGCUGCACUCUUUGUUCUGCUGACUACGUUAAACAAACAAUUGGAAUUUGAGCAAAGCGCCGACAUUUACAUGUUCGCCAAGUUGCUUUACAUGAAGCGACCUGGCGUUUUCCGCUCAAAGGAGGAUUACGUUUUGCUGUACCAGUGUCUGGAGUCCAUGCUAUCGACGAAAGGCCGCGCGGAUCCCGAUCUGUACGCCAUGGCGAAUGGACACGUCGCUACGCUGAGCGAUCCGAACGAGAUCAGGUCGGCCUCGUCGAUUCAACACAUGCCAAUAGAUUAUCCAUCCAAGUCAUCCGUCAUUCGUGAAUACGCGACCGUAGAAGUCAGUUCCGAAUACCUGUCCGACUAUACCAUUCCCAUACGCGUGGACCACCCGAUCGAGUCAUCCAGCAGCCGUGGGAGCGAACCCUGCCUCUCCUCCCACGGCGGCAGCAACGAUCAUGUAGUACCAUCGGAGAAAAGCAUGGUGGUGUCGCAGAGAAACAUUAGCUAUCAUAAUCAUCCGCCAUCCGGCGUCUCCGUAAUGGUCGAUGCUAACGGUUAUAUCACAAAUGGCAGCAUGCGCGUACCCUCCGACAGUCUGGAGCCCAGCUGUAAGAUGAUGCCGCAAUGAUGCCGGCCUAUCUUCGGUUGCAGCGCACCCUCGCGAAAGUCGGCCCCGCUGUAAUCGAGACUCCCGAACGCCGGAAAUUUAAUCACGACCUGACUGAUCCUCGCGUCGCAGAGAAGGUGAUAAUUCGCAUCCAUGGGAGAGCUGGAGGAUCUUCGAGCGGAUUUCUUAGUGUACAUAGAGUUAACGUGAAUGUUAAGAGAACAGAAACCGAAAGAAAAGAACGUGAGAGAAAAGGAAUUUCGGUAAGGAAACCCGGUUUUCCGGCGCGUGAGCGGACAGUGCCAAACACAAAGAGACAAAGUUGCCGCCGAUGCACGCCGGAUGGGCGAUGCUUAUCUUGUCCGUCGCGUAAGUUUACGUUGUUCAAUCUUAUUUCGUGUACAUACAUUGCAUAUAAUUAUUAAUACAUACAACACACACGUGCGCGCGCGCUCGCGCUCACAUAAUACCUAGGUACACACACACACAUACACGCUACAUAAAAUAUUAUAUAUGUAUACAUAUGUAUAUGUGUAGGAAAUUUGUGUGUCUGUGCGUAUGUGCGAGCGUGUGCGCGCGUGUAUAUACAUAUAUACAUAUAUGCACGUCGAAAAUCCGACAGCUCCGAGUUGCCAAAGAAUCAUUACGAUAGCCUAAUUGUUAGAAACGAUAUUUCCGCGGAUGGGUGUGUACAUAUAUAAUAUAUCAUAUACAUAUACACGUGUAUCCAAUUAUUCUACGUGUUUUUAGUUUAUUGUAUACAUAUGUAUGCGUGAGGGUGCAUCGUCGGGCGAAAUGCUUCGCACAUAUAUACGAAUCACGAUUGCCGCGCGUGAUAACGAAAUUCAUUUAUAAGCGUCUGCCCUCUCUCUCGUUUUUCAUCCACUUCGAUUUGUGGUCCCAGCCCAGUGUUGGCCGCGACAAUGCACGGCUUAUCGUGCCUGCUACUGCCAUUUAUAGCGACGAUACACCGGUAUCGGCGAUCCGUCGUGCCGCCGUGAUCGUCGAUCGUCAAUCAAUCGUUAAAAUUAAGUUUGGACGAGUGAUUUCGCGCGUAGGCCGCUCGAUACGCGAUACUCAAAUCAAAACUACGUGUGUGUAGCAAAUAUCGUACCACGUGUAUUCGCUUCACGUUCGCGGAACACCCGUAAACGAAUCGAACGCACAACUUCGUAGAAAACUAUACGGCUUUUGAUAACGGCUAACGCGCUAACGUUACUUGUAAGGUGCGAUCUCUCUAUGGGAAAUAACGAAGAUUUUUUUUUAUAGGUGACGUUUGCAUAAAAUAACGCAAAGGCCGAAAUUUUCUGAUGGAAUUAUUCGUUAGUAGACACCAGAAAAUGUGAAAAAAAAAAAAACGCGUCGACUCGUGCUAUGGGUUACGCUUUCUUUUUAAUUAAAAAUAUAAAGUAAUGUAACUCUUUUACGAUGAUGACAAUCGCGAUAUUUUAGUUUACCGUUGCUUGUGUCUUGGUACCCCGAGAAUCGCGAAACAAAGCAAAAGCAACGACACUCUAAAUCCUCAAUUUAUUAAAUUAUACGAACUGCGUAUGCGUAUCUGCGCAAGAUAGUAUUUAUUUCGUUAAUCAUUAAAGGAGGAGAACCGGUUUCCCUCUGAAUUUUCUUCUAAAAUAUUAGAAACGUUUUAUUUUUGUAAGAACUAUUGAAAUUAAGUGAUUUUAGCCUUUAAAUGGACGUAUUUUGACGCCUGUUUAUCCUGUAAUACUAUUUAAUCCCGUUUUACCAUCAACGCUUCUAUGUCACCUACAUAUCAUUUCCUUACAUUUGUCUAGUGUGUAUAUGUGUUUCAGGUAGAGAAAAAGUCGAAGACAUUUUACAGUAUGUAAGCUAUAGUUUCUUGUAAUCAUUUUAUAUAACACACAUUAUCAUCAAAUAAAUAUCUACAGUAACUAAAAGAUAAAUAUACAAUAUAUUUUAGAAAAACUGUGCUACAAGAAUGUUGAUACUAAAGAUUACGAAAUAUUUAAUUGUUAUUUUACACACCCAAAUGUAAAGAAAAGAUAUGUAGGUGUAGAAGCGUUGAUGGUAGAAAUGGGAUUAAUUAAAGUUACAGAAUAAACAGGCGUCUAUUUAGACUAAAGACUCACCUGAUUUCAAUAUUUCUUACAAAAAUAAAACGUUUCUGAUAUUUUAGAAUAAAAUUCAGAGGGGGUGGGCCAAGAAUCGAUCUUAUGGGCCUUAUGGACCCUUCUCCUUUACGCCGAAGUGGAAGACACGUGAGGCUUACGACGAAGAAAAAUCGAGAAUCGACGAAUUAUGCAAAGGUCACUUUCGUUGCAUGUAAAGAUACUCAUCGCGCAACCGUACUGAUUUACAAAUGUGUCUUAUCGAUUAUUCGUCACCGUGCAUCGAGAAAAAGCGCAGUCAGAUUACUUGCGAAGUGUACGUUCCGUCGCUUGGCCUAACUCGUACAGUACAAAUUAGUCUCUACUUUCUUGAAAGACUAUUCAUUUAAGUUAACAAUGAGCAAUUACGUGCAGGAGACUCAAAACCGGUUCGUUUCAACUUGCCGAAACUGUAUUUAUAAUUAAGUGUACCAACACCGUUCUAAUAAUAAUUGCGACAAAAGCAUCAGUCAAUACUACCGAACGACGGCUCUUCCGUGGUAAUCGAUAACGUUAUCAGUCGACUCGAACGGAUUUUCGCGUCACGGAGAAAGAAGGCAAACGGAAUAGAGAGAAAAAAAAAGGAAAGAACAGUUCCUCGCGAAUCGCGGCAGAUAAUAUUCCGCCAGGUUCAUCUCGUCAUACGCGAAUGCGAUGUAUAAAAUUCGCCAGAAAACCAGAACAUAAUCAUCCGCCUUAAUCGCCACCCUUCGGACGUAGAACCGGAUGUAGAACCGCUGGACGAAAGGGAGAGAGCAGAGGCAACGAGUAACAAUUUGCCGAACGAAAAUACGCGUGAAAAGAAAAGAGACUCUAUACGUUCUUUUGAUCAGCUCGCUGUGAUUAGCUAUGCGAAAGUGCUCGUUAGAGAGAAAAUCGCUUUAUCGUCGAUACGUCAAGUUGCGUCAUGAUUAGGAACGCCUUCGCGGGCACAAGACUGAUUGUCAUACGGGGAAAUCAGAACGAAAACUCGAUUCCCGAGUCGCGCGUUUCGCUUCGCGACGAUCGUGGGGGGUCGCGAAAGGGUAAAACAACAACAACAAAAAAAACCAGAGAUCUUCGGCGGAAGGAACGGAGUAUCGGGCAUCGCUGUUCCUCUCGCACGAGAGUUACUUUUUCAAGAAGCUCGAGGUAGCGCCUGAGUUACGUGAAGAGAGCUUGCGAGCGCGAAUAAACGCAAGCGCAUUUCCGGAACAAACCGAGCGGAUCGAUCUUCGAGAUAAGGGAUUUUCCAUUGGAAGCCCGGUCAAGUCUCGAUUGAUCGCCAAUUCGUACGAAACGGAACACCUAUUGACUUAUCGUCUAACUAGAGAUUACUAUGUAUGUAAAAACCGUGUCUUUUAAUUAAUGCCGUAAUAACUUAAGUCACCGAAAGAAAGAAAGGAACGAGAAGCGAUAUUAUUGUACACAUACCCACACUCAGACACACAUACACACACAUGUGAAUGUACGCGAGAAAUUACGCCGAAAUGGUAGAUGCACACCUGAGUGACGGACAGCUCACACGAACACGAACUCGUCGCGCUAAUAAUCGAGAAGAAAAAAAUUUAUAUAUAUAUAUAUCUAUAUACAUAUAUAUGUAUAUAUAUAUUUAUGAUGUGAAUGGCGAUCGGAGAGUAUAAGAUGAUUGUGCGGGCGUGGCGGACGAGGAAUCGCUCCGUCUUUAAAUCGGAUUCAACGAGACGGGGGGACAAUGCCAUAGAGAAAGGAGAGAGGAGGUUGAAACAAUGCUCGUACAUCCCGCGGGCGACUUGUACAGCGAGCGAUACCUCGUCGCGCACGUGCACAUACGCGAUCUAUAUUGUAUUUUACGAUAUUACACGAUUAUAUGUGUACGUACCUACAUGGAUAAACGCAAAAUAGACGUCUAAUGAGGUAUGAGUGGCCGUGAGAUAAGACGGGGGGAGGGGCGAUCCAGGGGGGAGGAGGGGGUCGUGCGCGGCCGCCCGCGUAUAAUUCGAUGAUAAAAUAGGUGGUGUGUAUAGAUAAUGUAGACUCUAGUCAACAUAAUAUUUGUAAGAUGACGCACACACACAUUGUCUCGUUCGUUUUCACACCGUUAGUUCGCAUCUAGCUCCCCUUUGGCUCUUGAUUUCAUUUCUAUCUCUUUUCCUGCCUUUCGUCGUCCGCUACGCCACGAUCGAGACGAGAAAGACGACGAUUGAACUGCGUUUUCCUGGUCGUUCGUCCGCCGGAUAGCUAUAAAAUGGUUAUUUGCUGACGGGAGGGUAGGCGGGGGGGCAAUCAUUUUCCUUCUUGUUAAUCCCAUUUAACGAGCUCCUCUGCGAGAGAAAGAGAGAGAGAGAGAAUGGUUCGCCGAUAUUAAUCGCGGAUAAUUUCGAGUGUCGCACGACAAGGUGGACGUAAAGGAGUUGGAUCGAGCUCCAGUGCGUUCCAUCGGAUUCCUUUUUACACUCUCGGUAUAACAAAGACUGCGAUUGUAACUGUUAGUAUUCGCGCGGACCACACGUGGAAGAAAAGCGAACGGUCUCGUUCCGAGUUGAUUUUAUGUGAUAUAUAUACGUACGUAUGUGCAUAUGUGUAUUUUAUUAAGUGAAAAACACGGAAGCGAGUUCGGGAAGGGCGGUUCGGGAUUGCGCGGAUCUCGUUGGCGCGCGCAGUCGUUCAGAGAAGUCUGUUACUGAUACAUAUAAAAUACGUAUAUCCAGCAAUAUAUAUGUAUAUAAAUAAUUUAUAUAUAUAUAUAUAAAUGGAUAUAUAGAAAUGAAUGUGUUUUAACAGAGGAUGUAUAUGUUGAAUGCCUAUCGAAACCUUCAAUAGACAACCGUGAAAAAACACACUCAAGCACGUUCGAUUGUUUCGUACAUAAGUUGCCACAAUUUAUAACUUUAUAAUUAUCAUUCGUGUAAUGAAUCGUCUCGCAGAAAGCACACGGCGGAGGGGAGCGGACUCUCUCUCUCCCCUCCAAUCUAAACGUAUGCACUACGGCCUACGGUAACUGUAAAAAAAAAGAGGAGGAAGCUGUUUAUACGUAUAAUCAUGAUUAACGUGCAUUAACAAUCUAUCAUCGACACCGCUGGGUACACCGAGGUCGGCUGAUGUACGGAAAAUUGUAGAAAGCGGUAGAAAGUUUUAGAGGAGGGUCCCGAGAGACAACGGGUAUCAUGAAUCCGCGCCAUGCCCAAUUAAUAUCCGACGAAUACGACGAGAAUGAUUACGAGAAAUCGAUACGUAAAAACGACAGUCAAGACUGCCAAACGAGUACCUAUAUAUUGAGAACAUUCCUUCCUUUCUCUUACCUCUUUUCCUUAACUCUUUCGCUAUGGCAUCUAAGAACGAAGUUUUAAUAGUGCAUUCUGAAUACCUUUAUUUCAACGUAUUCGACUUAGAACGAAAAUUGAGAUUCGACAAUGGAAGAAUUUCUUUCUACCCUGGAAAUGUAGAAAAGUUGUCAAAUUAGCGAUUUAGAGAAAUCAAAUAUAGCAUUCGAGGAGUCGCGAGAUAAAUCGAGCAAUUAUUAAUCGAUGUGUCUGUCUGUAUAAAUAAGCGGGAAGAAUUAUAAGUAUUAUUAUAUUCUGAAAGUGUGCGCGAGGCUAAUGCAGAUAUCACUUUAUAAUAAUUAAAUUCGCAAUGUAUUUUUGUUUUGUACAUAAAAAAUGUGAGAAGAUGA
Messenger RNA from Temnothorax curvispinosus, 9915 nucleotides. RefSeq names its product tyrosine-protein phosphatase 99A (gene Ptp99A). Bases 955 to 4179 code for a protein of 1074 amino acids. The transcript has 16 exons. Lineage: Eukaryota; Metazoa; Arthropoda; Insecta; Hymenoptera; Formicidae. Gene Ontology annotation, molecular function: protein tyrosine phosphatase activity; protein binding. The record is from RefSeq and is a predicted model, not a curated record. Gene Ontology annotation, biological process: protein dephosphorylation.